Messenger RNA from Colletotrichum scovillei, 650 nucleotides. RefSeq lists its product as uncharacterized. Gene Ontology annotation, biological process: nucleobase-containing compound metabolic process. Bases 20 to 595 code for a protein of 191 amino acids. The record is from RefSeq and is a predicted model, not a curated record. Lineage: Eukaryota; Fungi; Ascomycota; Sordariomycetes; Glomerellales; Glomerellaceae. Gene Ontology annotation, molecular function: nucleic acid binding; 3'-5' exonuclease activity. The transcript has a single exon.
GCUGCUACUCUUCAUCGCAAUGUCUGCUGGCGAUAUACGUUAUAGCUUGGUUGACUCGGCAGAGUCGAUGUCCAAUCUACUCACGUCGAUACAUAAUCUUCCGAUCGGUCUGCCGUCGCUCUUUGUAGACCUGGAAGGUGUGAGUCUCUCUCGUAAUGGCUCCAUUUCACUGAUUACCAUCUUUGUUCUGCCUCGAAGUCACGUCUACCUCGUCGACAUUCACACUAUGCAGUCUACAGCAUUCUCGACCGUGGUCGGAGGAACAACCCUCAAACAGAUUCUUGAGUCUCCGGACAUCACCAAAGUCUUUUUUGAUGUCCGCAAUGAUUCCGACGCCCUGUUUCAUCACUACCAAGUGAAUCUCAGCGGCAUCGAAGACGUGCAGCUGAUGGAGAACGCAGCUCGUCCGCGCGGACAACGGCGAUAUCUGAAUGGAUUAGAUAAGUGUAUCGGACUGUAUGCACCUCUGUCGCCGGAGGAGAAGGCUCACUGGAAAGCCGCCAAAGGAGCCGGGCUCAAUUUGUUCCAUCUUAGCAGAGGUGGAUCCUACGAAGUUUUCAACUCGCGACCGAUGUCUGCACCCAUCAAGAUUUGAUGCAUCAACGACGUGCGAUAUCUGCCCCACUUGAGGGAGACAUUGUGGCGGCGGC